Messenger RNA from Adineta ricciae, 1284 nucleotides. NCBI's taxonomy places the organism in Eukaryota, Metazoa, Rotifera, Eurotatoria, Adinetida, Adinetidae. The record is from the annotation of a GenBank genome assembly.
AUGUUGUCUACUCUCAUCAAACGAUCAUUAUUUCGUUUAACUCGUUCCCGUCAUUUUUCACGCUUGAUCAAAGAAGAAGAUGCUAACGAAAAUAGUUUGCAUUGUUCCAUAGCUGAUUCAUCAACACCGUUACCGCUGAUUAUUCCAACAUCAGGCGUGCCCAUUCAUCUUUAUACGCGUGAAAUCGAAUCGAAAGCACUGAAACAACUGACUGUCUUAGCUGAAAGUGGCAUUGUCAAAGGUUUUGUUGCUGCUAUGGCUGAUGUCCAUGUAGGUGUUGGUGCAACGAUUGGAACUGUGUUUGCUUCGUUAACUCAUGUGAGUCCGUAUGCUGUUGGCGCUGAUAUUGGUUGUGGAAUGAUUGCUGCACCGAUUGAUGGUUUAACGAAAGCUAAACUGAAUGAAAAAUGGAAAAAGGAGAUUCAACGCGCAUGUACAAACUACCUUAGAAAUCAAAUCUGUGAUAUUACAAAAAAACAAUUAGGGACAUUAGGAUCGGGAAAUCAUUUUCUUGAGAUACUCUAUGAUGAAAAUGAUCAAGUCUGGAUCAUGCUACACAGUGGCUCGCGACGAAUCGGGAAAGAAACAUGUGAUUAUUAUCACGGUAUUGCCGGUCAACAAAUGUCUCAACGUCGUUUACCUGUCAUCAAUGAAUUGAAAUACCUAGAAAUCGAUUCAUCUGAAGGUCAAGAUUAUUUGAUCGACAUGCGAUGGUGUUUGAAUUAUGCAGAACAAAAUCGUCGAAUAAUGCUAGACGAACUCUGUUCGAUUAUCAAAUUAGUCACUGGUUACGAAGCUGAUUUGAAACGAAUGGUAAACAUUCAUCAUAAUUAUUGUCAACAGGAGAGAAUUUCCUUCGAAGGGCCUGAGAGUGCAACAGAAGAGCUCGUUUGGGUGACCAGAAAAGGUGCGACGAGUGCACGAAAAGGACAGUUAGGAAUUAUUCCUGGUUCUAUGGGAACUGGUUCUUUCAUCGUCCAAGGAUUGGGCAAUUCUCUGUCGUUUCAUUCAUGUUCACAUGGUGCUGGAAGGUUGAUGUCAAGAACAAUGGCAAUGAAACAGAUCUCUCAGCAGUCGUUUGAACAAGCAAUGCAAGGAAUUGUUAGCGAUACGAGUGCAGCAUUGAGAGACGAAGCACCACAAGCAUACAAAAAUUUGACAACAGUGAUGACGAAUCAAGAAACUUUAGUGAAAAUAGUUCAUCGACUGAAACCGCUCAUUAACGUUAAAGGCGUAUCGGAGAGAAAUAUUCGUUUUUCAAAGAAAUCCAAUAAGAAAAAAUAA